AUGCCAAAAUCGAAAAAGAUGCUCAUUGCACCCACUUCGGCCUAUCUAGGUCGAGACAGAGCAGUUACCCCCACUGCAGACUUCGACGCGGCGUCCCCACCGACCCCAGCACCUUCGCCUACACCGUCAUACCGAGUGUCACAAAACGGCGAGUCACGGUCGACGAACACGCCAGGUGACGGACUACGACAACUCAUUACAACCUUUGACAAAGUCUACUCUCGACUGUCGCAUGAACACAAGCAGCGCUUCUUUGAUCACAUUCUUUCCAAAUCGCACCACCAGGAACUGUCGUAUCUCAGCGAGGCCGUUGUUCCUCUGCUGAAGCGAGACCCCUUCAGAAUGCUACCCUAUGAGAUUUCGCUGCGAAUCCUCAGCUACGUUGACGACCCUAAGACACUCGGUAAGGCAAGUCAGGUCAGUCGGCUGUGGCAUCUGAUUCUGAGCGACGACCAGACGUGGAAAACCCUGUGUGAACGACACCAGUACAGACGUCUCAGUGCCGCUCAACGCAUCACUUACAGGCAGAGCAGUCGUCUUGCUAGUAUACCCAACGUGCCGGAGAAUAUGGAGGUGGACUCCAACGUGCUCGAGUCCAUGUACGAUCCUGAGCCACUUCGACAGGUUCCUCUGAGCUACCGGUCGCACUUUAAACACCAGUACUUAGUAGAUGCUGCAUGUAACAAGGGAGGAAGACUCGCAGCGAAACAUGUGACGUCUGACCAGGCUGUGGUUACAUCUCUGGAGAUGAAUGGUCGAUACAUUGUGGUUGCGCUGGACAACUCGCGCAUCUACGUCUUUGCCGAAGACGGCCGUUUGAUACACACGCUGUUCGGUCACGUCAUGGGAGUGUGGGCUAUCACAGUUCUGGGAGAUACGCUCGUCAGUGGAGGAUGUGACAGAGAUGUACGAGUGUGGAAUCUCAAGACCGGCGAGUGUUUGCAGAUUCUACGGGGACAUUCGUCAACGGUAAGAUGCCUCAAGAUGGUGGACGAGCGAACAGCCAUUUCUGGUUCACGUGACAACACGUUACGUGUGUGGGACAUCCGAUCUGGUGUGUGCCUUCGUGAGUUGAUUGGUCACGACCUAUCGGUACGAUGCAUCGAGGUGGUGGGUGACAUCUGUGUUUCAGGAAGCUACGAUUUCAAGGCCAAGGUGUGGCGAAUCUCUACAGGCGAGUGUCUGCACACACUCGAGGGCCACUACUCGCAGAUUUACUCGCUCGCGUUUGAUGGAAAGCGUAUUGCAACGGGCUCUCUGGACACCAGUGUGCGUAUCUGGGACGCCGCCACAGGAAAUCUGAUAUUUGUGUUGCAGGGACACACCUCUCUGGUCGGGCAGCUGCAGAUGAAGGACAACACGCUGGUCACUGGUGGCUCAGACGGUGCCAUCAGGGUGUGGGAUCUCGAACAAGGAGCUUGCACUCAGCGACUUGCUGCACACGAUGGGUCUGUGACCUCGUUGCAGUUCUCUGACAACAGAAUUGUGUCUGGAGGCUCUGAUGGGCGUGUGCGAGUGUGGGACAUGGCAUCAGGUCAGUACAUUCGAGAUCUCAGCCAGGCGUUUGACUCGGUGUGGCGGGUGGCAUUCAAGGAGGAAAAGGUUGUAAUUCUGGCGAGCCAACGUCGACAGAUUCACAUGGAGCUCAUCAGCUUCAGCCCUAAAGGUGAAGACAAGGAGGUUGACCCUUUGGAGGAUGGCGUGGUGGUGGAAGACAUUGUUAUGGAAGAGGACGAAUUCAAGUAG
Molecule: messenger RNA, 1746 nt
Organism: Yarrowia lipolytica CLIB122
Lineage: Eukaryota; Fungi; Ascomycota; Dipodascomycetes; Dipodascales
Molecular function (GO): protein binding
Source: RefSeq, a predicted model, not a curated record